Messenger RNA from Besnoitia besnoiti, 1020 nucleotides. RefSeq lists its product as uncharacterized. The record is from RefSeq and is a predicted model, not a curated record. The transcript has 2 exons. The coding region runs from base 1 to 1020 and encodes 339 amino acids. Lineage: Eukaryota; Apicomplexa; Conoidasida; Eucoccidiorida; Sarcocystidae.
AUGCCUCCCCCAUGGGCCUUGCGUCUUUUUGUCAUCUGGUGCGCUGCCGCGCGCCUCUGGUGUACUAGUCAGCACAUGCCUCUGAGCACACUGUGCAUAGAGGGAGGCUUGGCGGCGCCGGGUCAUACCUUCGGGGCGACGAGCGACCCCUUGGACUCGACGAAGGCAGCGAGUUCGUUGCCAUUAGCCUCCACGCCGGUGCGCGGCGAUGCCGUUUUUCGCGGAAAAGCGCCGUCGCGUGGAGAACGAGAAGAGUCGACACGUGAACUAUGGCGCAGGGCCUUCGGACCUCGUAGCACCCCUGCUACCAGAAGAAGGCUCUUAUACACCCUGCCUCCCCCCCCAGAUCCGACCAGAGUUGAUCCAAAGAUCCUGGAGGCGGCGCGCAACCCUCCGCCACUUGCGGACCAGCUUGCACAGGAAUUGCCCUUCUCUUUCUACCUCCCUGACAAAGAUGGAUACUUUCUCGUUUUCAUUCAGGCUGGGAAGAUGAAUAUCGAGCGCUUGCAGGCUAUUUCGCCAGAACAGAUCGUGGCGUUCAUAAAAUUUGUGGGCUGCCUGUUCUUCGGAACCAUUGAAGGCCGCCCGGAGGCGCGCGUGAGGAUCGUUUUUGACUGCGACGGCGUAGACACCCUGCAACUGCUGAGGAAGGGAGGCCUGAGCACCAUGCGGGCGACACUGCAGGGCGUGAGCAACCUGGCGUUGCUUCUUGGGGACCGAACAGCGGACUUUGUUAUCGUCAACGUUUCCAUGGCGCUCAGCACUCUCAUCGAAUUGGCGAAACAGACCGCGCACCCACGUGUGCGGGUCACAGCGCUUGGCGGCCCCUCAGAAUAUGUCCCCUGGCUGACUGACCUCGUAGGAGCAGAGAGCUUGCCCGCGUCAUACGGAGGCACAGCCACGACGCCUAUCGGCGAGACUCCAGUGGCCGUCGUCGUCAGAAGGAAGAUUAGCGAUAUUCUUCGCGCGCGAGCCGUGAAACGCGCUAACAAGGCAGAGGCGCGAAAGCGGCGUUCGUGA